AUGGAUCCAAGCAUCUCUGAAUCCACAGGGCUGCCUGCGAGCAUCAUUCUGCUUCUGCUAGCAGUCAUAACUCUGUUGGCAUUCACCGUCCAUCGUGGGCUUACCGUUGAUCACAGUCCCGGGGAGCCUCCAAUUAUUAGGCCAGGGAUACCUUAUAUCGGCCACAUACUAGGAAUCAUCAGAUACGGGACCAAGUACUUUGAAAUAGUCAACCGCAAAACUCGGUACCCAAUCUACACAUUACCCACCUUAUCCACUAGGCAGUACAUUGUCACGUCUCCUCAGAUUGCUGCCCAGCUCCAGCGACAGCACAAGGACCUCGCCUUUUACAAUGUCAUUCUGGAAGUUACUCGCAGGUUGACAAACCUCAGACCAAGCACCAUGAAAAUCGUCAUGAAGAACGUCAAUGCUGAGCAGGGUGAUUGGGGCCUCAUGCCGACUAUGCACGAUAUGUUCAACACCGUCCUCGGCCGAGGAGAGUCACUCAAAGAUCUUACUCGUUCGCAGAUGUCGAUUUUCUCAGAGAUGCUGAAUGACGUCGCCAUUGGGAGGGACUGUUUGGAGACCAACCUGUUCCAGUGGAUUAAGUCAAUCUUUGCAUUUGCGAAUGCAAAGUCCAUAUACGGCCCAGAGAACCCGUUUGCUCUUGAUUCCAGUUUGGUUGACGCUUUCUGGGAUUUUGAGGCGGGCAUGCUGGCUCUCAUCAUUGACAUCUUUCCUUCUAUCACGGCAAGGAGAGCAUAUCUAGGACGCGAGGCAGUUGCCAGGGCCCUCGUUGACUAUGUGAGAGAGAAACGCUAUCACAAGGCCUCUCUUCUCAUUCAAAAGCGCAUCGGCAUCAAUUUGAGUCACGGAUUUACAGAAACGGAAGCUGGUCGAUCCGAAAUUAUUCUACUCUUUGCAAUCCUUGGGAAUGCUGUGCCGUCAACAUUCUGGAUUCUCGCCAACAUCAUCAGCCGUCCAGAUUUGCUGGCCCAGAUACGGAAUGAAAUCGAGUCGGCAAUUCACGACAACGAAGACGGAAGCAAAAACGUCAAUCUCUCCAUCAUUGAAUCCUCCUGCCCGCUAUUUGUGUCGACAUACCGGGAGUCGCUGCGUUUGAUCGGCAACCUCGCGUCACUUCGCUACGUGUUGAGAGACACGGUAAUUGGACAACAUCAUCUGAGAAAGGACUCUAUUAUUCAAGUGGCUGGGAUCAUCAUACAUCAUGACCCACAAACUUGGGGUCAAGACAGCGACCAAUUCAACCCUCGUCGGUUCAUCAAGGGACAAGCGUCUGCAGUCAACACCGAUCAAGAGCAGUCGGGGUUGGAUCUCAAGGAGCCCGCUGCAACACAACUGCCUCCGGGUGUACCAUCAGCAGCAUUCCGUCUCUUUGGUGGCGGGAGCGUGGUGUGUCCAGGGCGCCACUUUGCGCAGAGUGAAAUUCUAGGGUUUGUUGCAUACUUGUUGAUGGCCUUCGAGAUUUCUGCCCCGGACGGGACGCCCAUCACAUUGCCUCCCCGGGACAAUGAAAAGAUUCCUUUGAGCGUCAUCAAGCCCAAAGGUGAUGUGAAUGUCAAGAUUAAAAGACGCAAAGGAUUCGAAGAUAUUUCGUGGCGGUUGUUGGCAGACGGCCAACGCUGA
Molecule: messenger RNA, 1626 nt
Organism: Cladophialophora psammophila CBS 110553
Lineage: Eukaryota; Fungi; Ascomycota; Eurotiomycetes; Chaetothyriales; Herpotrichiellaceae
Exons: 2
Coding region: 1-1626 (541 amino acids)
Molecular function (GO): oxidoreductase activity, acting on paired donors, with incorporation or reduction of molecular oxygen; iron ion binding; monooxygenase activity
Source: RefSeq, a predicted model, not a curated record